Messenger RNA from Ipomoea triloba (trilobed morning glory), 615 nucleotides. RefSeq lists its product as uncharacterized. Lineage: Eukaryota; Viridiplantae; Streptophyta; Magnoliopsida; Solanales; Convolvulaceae. The transcript has a single exon. The coding region runs from base 1 to 615 and encodes 204 amino acids. The record is from RefSeq and is a predicted model, not a curated record.
AUGACGAGGCGCCACGUCGCAGCACAGCCAAGAAAUAGCGGCGGCGGGUACGGACAAUCUCAAUCGCCAAUAACGGCUCCGAGGUGGUCGGGUAUGACUCGGCCGUACCGUGAAACGGCGGCGAGAAAAAAGAGCCGCGCGGUUUGGCGGCGGGCGGUUCCGUCGUGGGAGAAGGAGUUUUGUUUGAAAGCGACGGCGGGGAUGUUCGCCACGUGGGAUAAAUUCGCGCAGGCCAAGAAGUACGUCCACCUGUACGACAAAAUCAUGCGGUGGGACGACAAGGAGGCGCAGGAAUCGUUCGACCGUUCUAAAACCUUAUUUUACGCUAAAAAGUUCAACAUCCUUAAUCUCCUCGAAAUUUCAACGCCGCCCGAUCCCGAUCUCUACAUCGCCGAAAUCGACUGGGAUGAUUCUAGAAUCGACGAUUGUGAGCUCUCGGACGCAUUAGGGCUUUUAGCCAUAGAUGACAGAGAAGAAGAAAUGGAGGAGAGAAAGAAGAUAAUAACAAUAGAGGAUAUCGAACCUACUGGGUGGGAUGUUGAACCAGGGGAAUCUUAUGAUCCUAAUAACCUUACGGGGCUUAUCGUUGGUGGUGAUAGCCGAUAUUGGUGCUAA